AUUAUUUUGUAAUGAAUUUGUAAAACAGUUUACCAGUUGUUUAUCACUGAAUGCUUUCAUUAAAAAUUAAUCAAACUCAAAAUGCGAUUUACACAACAAAUAAUUUAGUUUUGUUGUAAUAUUUAGUGUCAAUUAAAGUGUUUUGGCAAGAAAAUGACAGAUCCUUGGCUAGUACAAAACUCAGCCCAACAGAAUAAUUCGGUUGAGAACGGUACGAGGGGAAACGGUGUGCAUCAACAGCAAGGCGAGGAAAAGUUUGAACAAGCGCCUUUAGAGUUUGAGGACAACUUCGCACCUACUCCAGAAAAAAACCGUAGCGACAAGCCGUCAACUUCAGCAAAGAUUGACGGAAACAAUAGCUCUACACAUUGUCUUGAACCUUUGCCCGAUUCUGACAAUUACUUACGUGGACUCGAAAGAAAAUUGCAAAAAAUCAAAAAAGGUGCAAAUUUAGUGGAAGCCCUAACUGAGAAGCGUAACGACUGUCUUCGUCAUCUACUGAAUAGUGGUGACGCUGAUAACAACAAUGAAGUGUUAGCCUUAGAUCAACCUUUGAACAACAUUGAAUUCUAUAGACAUCUUCAACCAGUGCAGGCUUUGUCUGUUGGUGAACUGGUCCAUAUUGUCAAACACGAUCAGUUACAGCAGGAUCAAGCCCAAAAUACCUCCGACCAGCACCAAGAAUUGGAUGAAGAAGACAAAAAGGAAUUAAAAUAGUAUUAGAAAGUUAAUCAAAAAUGAACACACAAUUCGGCGAAGUUUUUCUCUUUCUAACCGAUUUGGCUUGGAAAAGUAGAAUAACUAUACCGAUGCUGGUGA
This is a messenger RNA of Bactrocera latifrons, 819 nucleotides long. RefSeq lists its product as uncharacterized. The record is from RefSeq and is a predicted model, not a curated record. Gene Ontology annotation, biological process: cilium organization. The transcript is spliced from 2 exons. Lineage: Eukaryota; Metazoa; Arthropoda; Insecta; Diptera; Tephritidae. Bases 154 to 717 code for a protein of 187 amino acids.